Staurois parvus is the source of this 345-nucleotide messenger RNA. The record is from the annotation of a GenBank genome assembly. NCBI's taxonomy places the organism in Eukaryota, Metazoa, Chordata, Amphibia, Anura, Ranidae.
AGUGGGAAGAAUGUUCUUUACAUUACUGGUCAGUGGGAAGAAUGAUCCUUGUAUUGGGGAUCAGUGGCAAGAAAGCUCAUUACAUUGGGGGUCAGUGGGAAGAAUGCUCCUUACAUUGGAGGCUAGUGGGAAGAAUGCUCCUUACAUUGGAGGCUAGUGGGAAGAAUGCUCCUUACAUUGGAGGUUAGUGGGAAGAAUGCUCCUUACAUUGGGGGUUAGUGGGAAGAAUUAUCCUUACAUUGGAGAUUAGUGGGAAGUAGAAAGAAUGCUCCUUACAUUGGAGGUUAGUGGGAAGAAUACUCCUUACAUUGGGGGUCAGUGGGAAGAGUGCUCCUUACAUUGGGG